AGUGAGUAGCGAAGCCCUAAUUCUAUCCGUCCCUUACUAUAUAAGGUUUCACAGAGUUAGAGCAACCUUUUGUAUUGAAGCCGCACACUGCAUAGCAUCUACGAGCUAUUACAGUUAAGAAGAAUGUCCCAUCGCAAGUUUGAGCACCCAAGACAUGGUUCUUUGGGAUUUCUUCCAAGGAAAAGAGCAGCACGACACAGGGGGAAAGUGAAGGCUUUUCCCAAAGAUGAUCCAACAAAACCUUGCAGGCUGACAGCCUUCCUUGGCUACAAAGCUGGGAUGACUCAUAUAGUCAGAGAUGUUGAAAAACCAGGGUCAAAACUCCAUAAGAAAGAAACAUGCGAAGCUGUUACCAUAAUUGAAACGCCUCCUAUGAUUGUUGUUGGGGUUGUUGGCUAUGUGAAAACACCACGUGGCCUUCGCUGCCUUAGCACGGUCUGGGCUCAACAUCUUAGUGAAGAGAUUAAAAGGAGAUUCUACAAGAACUGGUGCUUGUCCAAAAAGAAGGCCUUUGCAAAGUACUCAAAGAAGUAUGAAACUGAUGACGGUAAGAAGGAUAUUAAUGCACAAUUGGAGAAGAUGAAGAAGUAUUGUUGUGUUGUUCGUGUUUUGGCCCAUACUCAGAUUAGAAAAAUGAAAGGGCUCAAGCAAAAGAAGGCACACCUGAUGGAGAUUCAGGUUAAUGGUGGGGAUGUUUCCCAGAAGGUUGAUUAUGCUUAUGGCUUCUUUGAAAAGCAGAUUCCUGUUGAUGCUAUUUUCCAAAAGGAUGAGAUGAUCGAUAUUAUUGGUGUGACCAAAGGUAAGGGUUAUGAGGGCGUGGUGACUCGUUGGGGUGUAACCCGUCUCCCACGUAAGACCCAUCGUGGUCUUAGAAAGGUGGCUUGUAUUGGUGCUUGGCAUCCGGCACGGGUGUCAUACACUGUAGCUAGGGCUGGGCAGAAUGGCUAUCACCAUCGCACUGAGCUGAACAAGAAAGUCUACAGGCUGGGCAAGGCUGGUCAGGAGUCUCAUUCCGCCAUAACUGAGUUUGACAGGACUGAGAAGGAUAUCACGCCAAUGGGUGGAUUCCCUCAUUAUGGUAUUGUGAAAGAAGACUUUCUGUUGAUUAAGGGGUGCUGUGUUGGACCAAAGAAGCGUGUUGUGACUUUGAGGCAGUCUCUGUUGAAUCAGACAUCUAGGGUUGCGUUGGAGGAGAUCAAGCUCAAGUUCAUUGACACAUCCUCCAAGUUUGGCCAUGGGCGCUUCCAGACUACACAGGAGAAGGCUAAAUUCUAUGGACGUCUUAAAGCUUGAGAAACUGUCAGACCCAUAUAGUCAGUUCUUGUCAGAUUUAAACUUCAUUUAUGGGAUUUUGUGCUACUUGAUUUUGUGUUUAUUUGAUCAUACUAUGGCAAUUUUGUUGGUGGAUUACAUUUAAAGCUUGUUAUUUUUAAUAAACCUUUUUGAAAGCUUGCCUUUCCUGAUUCAA
Nicotiana tabacum (common tobacco) is the source of this 1468-nucleotide messenger RNA. Its product is annotated as large ribosomal subunit protein uL3y. NCBI's taxonomy places the organism in Eukaryota, Viridiplantae, Streptophyta, Magnoliopsida, Solanales, Solanaceae. Gene Ontology annotation, molecular function: structural constituent of ribosome; RNA binding. Gene Ontology annotation, biological process: translation. Gene Ontology annotation, cellular component: cytosolic large ribosomal subunit; ribosome. The record is from RefSeq and is a predicted model, not a curated record.